GUCUGUUCCCACUCCCUAGACAUGUGCACAGACUACUAGACUUCACUGCUCUGGCUGCAGCAGGGAAGCGGGACGCCCCUUUGGCAAUCUGUCAGUGCCAACCUGAGCUGCAUCCUUUCACUGGGUAUUUCCUAAGCUGACUGACAGUCCUUAAAACAAGUAUGCAGUUAAGCUGCUAAGAGAUGGAGGAAGCUAGUUUGUGCCUUGGUGUUUCUUCAGCUGUGCCAGAAGCUGAUGCCCAUCUCAACAGCACCAUACUCAAUGGGCAGUAUUCAAUGAGCCAGAAGCUGCACCAGAUCACUUCCCAGCUCAGCCAUGCCUUCCCGGAGCUCCAGAACAGGCAGAAUCCAGAGGAGAAGGCGUCAGCGCCGCUAGAAGACAAAAGCCACAUGUCCAUAGCAAACCAGCCCAUCAGCAGUCAGAUGGCACUGUUGGCAAACCAGCUCAAUAGAGAGGUUGAUACCAGUUUGAAUGGGCGCGUGGAUCUGCAGCAGUUCUUAAAUGGACAAAACCUAGGGAUUAUGUCUCAGAUGAGCGAUAUAGAGGAUGAUGCCAGGAAAAACAGAAAGUACCCAUGUCCCCUCUGUGGGAAACGCUUUCGAUUUAACAGCAUCCUGUCACUACACAUGCGAACUCAUACUGGAGAGAAACCAUUUAAGUGUCCAUACUGUGACCACAGAGCAGCUCAAAAAGGCAACCUGAAGAUACACCUGCGUACUCAUAAGCUUGGAAACCUUGGCAAAGGUCGUGGAAGAGUCCGAGAAGAAAACAGACUUUUACAUGAGCUGGAGGAGAGAGCAAUUCUUCGGGACAAACAGAUGAAGAGCAGCCUCUUGCAGCCACGACCUGAUGUGAAAGCACAGCAGCACACCCAGCCAAUGCCUCUCGCAAACUGUAACUUGUCUGUGCCGGCUAAUCACAGCACACCUGAUAUUUCAAACCCUGUUCCCUCUCCAAAGCCAGUCAGUGUCCAGGAAGAAGUUGUCGCUCAGACAGCUGGGUUCAGAUGCACGUUUUGCAAAGGCAAGUUUAAGAAGCGAGAAGAGCUGGACAGGCACAUAAGGAUCCUGCACAAGCCUUACAAGUGCACCCUGUGUGACUUCGCCGCCUCGCAGGAGGAGGAGCUGAUUAGCCACGUGGAGAAGGCUCACAUAACUGCAGAAUCAGCACAGGGCCAGGGCUCCAACGGGAACGGGGAGCAAUCCACAAACGAGUUUCGUUGCGAGGUGUGUGGCCAAGUGUUUAGCCAAGCCUGGUUCCUAAAAGGCCACAUGAGAAAGCACAAGGAUUCCUUUGAACACUGCUGUCAGAUCUGCGGGAGGCGAUUCAAAGAGCCUUGGUUUCUUAAAAAUCACAUGAAAGUUCACCUGAACAAGUUAUCUGUAAAGAACAAAUCUCCUAAUGAUCCCGAAGUACCUGUCUCCAUCAGCAGCAUGUCUCAGGAAGCUCAUGCAAACUUAUAUUCAAGAUAUCUGUCAUGUUUGCAGAGUGGGUUUCUUCCUCCUGACAAAGCGAGUCUAAGUGAACAGAGUCAAAUCUAUAACAAAGGAGAUAUGCCCAUGAAAGAGAAAGAAGUCUUGGGGAAGCUCCUUUCGCCCAUUUCUGGCAUCGGCCACAGUAUUGCUGAAGGGGAUAAACAUUCUUUAUUGGGCUGUCUCAAUCUGGUGCCUCCUCUGAAAUCCAGCUGUAUAGAAAGGUUACAAGCUGCCGCCAAAGCGGCAGAGAUGGAUCCAGUAAACAGCUAUCAGGCCUGGCAGCUUAUGGCAAGGGGAAUGGCCAUGGAACAUGGCUUUUUGUCUAAAGAGCAGCAGAUACAGCGCAGCCAUGAAGACACUUUGGCAAAUGCUGGAGUUAUGUUUGAUAAGGAGAAGCGGGAGUAUGUGUUAGUAGGAGCAGAUGGCUCUAAGCAGAAAAUGCCUGCUGAUUUGGUUCACAGCACUAAAAUGGGCAAUCAGAGAGACUUGCCAAACAAACUAGACCCUUUAGAAGGCAGUAGAGAUUUUUUGUCACAUGGUAUGAACCAGGGACUCGAUUACAACUUACAAAGUCAUGGAAACGUAAAAGAAAAGCCAACUGAAUGCCCGGACUGUGGAAGGGUUUUUAGAACAUACCACCAAGUGGUCGUUCACUCCAGGGUCCACAAAAGAGACAGGAAAGGAGAAGACGAAAUAAUUCAAGGUAGUCUUGAUGAGCGACGUGGGUCUGGAAGUGAUCAAGAGUCUCAGUCUGUCAGCAGGUCGACAACACCAGGGUCCUCUAACAUUACUGAAGAAAGCGGAGUAGGUGGGGGUCUCUCGCAGACGGGGAGUGCCCAGGAGGAUAGCCCACAUCCUUCCUCACCCUCCUCUUCAGACAUUGGAGAAGAAGCUGGGAGAUCUGUAGGAGUCCAGCAGCCAGCUUUACUGAGAGACAGGAGCCUUGGUUCUGCCAUGAAAGACUGCCCAUAUUGUGGAAAAACUUUCAGAACAUCACAUCACUUAAAGGUCCACUUGAGAAUACAUACAGGUGAGAAGCCUUACAAGUGUCCGCAUUGUGAUUAUGCUGGUACUCAGUCUGCGUCCCUCAAAUACCACUUGGAACGGCACCAUCGGGAGCGACAGAAUGGAGCAGGACCACUCUCUGGGCAGACUGCAAAUCAAGAACACAAAGAUGAGACAUCAAGUAAAAGUUCUGUGUUUAUUAGACCAGAUAUAUUGAGAGGAGCCUUCAAGGGGCUUCCCGGUAUCGAUUUCCGAAGUGGCAUGGUCUCGCAGCACUGGACGUCAGGAAUGCUGUCUUCUGGAGAUCAGCAAGGACAAGCAGCUGGCAUGUCAUCUGAAGUAUCUUCAGAAAAUAUGAAGGGUUCAGACAUAUCUUCCAAAGGAACACACUUCUCUGAACUUGGCCGUGCUUACCAGAAUAUGGUUGGGAACGGUGUGAACUUUCAAGGGUCUUUGCAAGCUUUCAUGGACAGCUUUGUCCUAAGUUCUUUGAAGAAAGAAAAAGAAAUGAAGGAUAAAGCUCUCUCAGAUCCACUUUCAGCAAAAGCUCUGGGCUCAGAUGGUGGUGAGGAAAAGAUAAAUAGCAAGUCCUCACAGCGAAAAACAGAAAAGUCACAAUACGAACCUCUUGACUUAUCCGUAAGGCCAGAUGCAGCCUCCCUCCCAGGUUCAUCUGUUACUGUGCAAGACAAUAUUGCUUGGCACGGCUGCUUAUUUUGUUCCUUUACAACUUCAUCUAUGGAACUGAUGGCUCUGCACCUCCAGGCCAAUCACUUGGGCAAAGCUAAACGUAAAGACAACAUCAUAGGGAACAACAAAGACCAAUCUAGAGAAGCUUCAGCCUCGGUUAAUAAAGUGAGCUUGCUCCCCUCUUCUGUGCAGUCCAGCAAGGAGGCAGUAGUUUCAAACAUGCUGAGCCAGCUGGACUCAGCUUCUGAGAAAAUGACCCAAGGACAAAACAAAGAGACCCUGGGAGAGCAAAAGAGCACUGCCUGGCCCAGCCACAUGGAAUCCACUUUUUGUAAUUUUACAACAGACUUCUAUAAGCAGUUUGGUGUUUAUCCUGGUGUUAUUGGCACGGGAACACAAAAUUCUUGCACCAGUAAUGAAUCCGAAAUAAAAACACAAUCCGAAGAUGACCCAAAUAUUCUGCUUUCUGACUCUGUAAAUAAAAGUGCUACUGAUGACCUUUCUGACAUAGCUUCAUCUGAGGAUAUGGAAUCUUCCAAGGAAGAAAACAUUGAAGAUGAGGACAUUGACACAGAACCAGAUAUUAUGAAUAAGCAGUUGUCUGCCCUAAAUAAAGAAAGCAGUGAAGGAGGCGACAAUAUACAAAGUGCAGUCACCUCACAACCAACACAAGGGCUCGUAUCACCACUGCCGCAAGCGUCAGAAAAGCAGUGGCACGGUCAGAAUCUUCUGUCCUCCCAUGAAACUGCACAAGGAGUGAUGAAACCUGAACAAGUUCAGGGUCCACAGGUCCUGGAGAAGCAGAUGAACAUGUUGUCAGUCCUAAGAGCUUACAGCUCUGAUGGCUUAGCAGCCUUUAAUGGACUUGCAAGUAGCACAGCAACUAGUGGAUGUAUCAAGAGACCUGACUUGUGUGAAAAGAUACUGUCUGAAUCAACAUUGACUUCCUAAGCAGAAGCUAAGGACCCAAUCUUGCAUCCCUCAUUCUCGAUGAGUGGGACUACUUACAUGACUAAGGAUUGCAGAACCAGGUCCUAUGUUUCUUUGACUUCAAACUUCAUUGCUAUAUUCAUGUAAUUUAAUUUGAUUGUAUUUUGUUGUAUCAGAAAUCGGUCAGGUGAUAAGUUCGGUAUCACCGUUUUGUUUACUGUUGAAAACUUUUAUUUCUUACCAUUUUUCACAUUGCGGUGCAACAUUCCCAUUCCAUUUAUGUUUCUGGAAAUUAACCCCUAAAAUAUCUGAUACAGCUAAGUGCUGAGUACCUUCUAUUCCCAGUGAAACUGGAGGCAUUCAGUCCCUCCUAGCACCAGAUCUGAAAGGGGGAUUGUGUUUGCAAAAGGAGGCCUUGGUAUGUGCCUUGAUUUCAGACUUCAGUGGCCAGCCGCACCAAGGCAAAUCCCUAGCACAGAAAGGCUUUUCUUUUCUUUGCAGAGACAAAAUAAUGAUGUAAGCUUAGAGCUGUAUGAUUUUACUCUAAGUUUCAUCUCCCAAAUAAUAUAUUCUUAUUGUUUUUGUCAUAUCCAGGUCAAAUUUAAAUUAUAAUUUAGGAUUAGGCAGAGGCAUAGAGAUGUUUCCAGACCUUUCCAAAGUGAGACAAUGCUCUGGUUUGUGUUUUGGUUCAGGAAUAUAUAUUCUUGUGUCAGAGGUAUAGUAUUUCCGAUAACUACUCAUAAACACGAACAAUUUAGACAUCCUUGUAAGUCAAAACUAAGUGUACAAUUAAUACCUAUUAUGAGGCCAAUUUUAAACAAUUAAUUUGACAGCAAUUAUAAUUUUACGUUACAGGCUUUCAGAAAUAAAUAACCAAAUUCAUCUUUGUAAUCUAAGGAACUUAGGAUAUCUUUAUGCAGAGAUGAUCUUAUUAUGCACAGUAUUGCAUAUCUGGAAUGUCUGAGGUUUGCUCCCACCUAUCUAGAUACUUGUAGUACCAGGGAUAAAUAAUUACCUGAGGCUUAUUAAUUGUUUCAGCAAAGAAAAAAAAAUAUACCUUAAGUGUAAGCAUUAAUAUAUGUAUACACAAUACAUCCACAAUAUAUAACAAACCAUCAUAAUAGUACAAAAAUAGAGGUCCUGAAUAUGUUCUGUUAUUUAUGUGUUUGGCAAGCUUAGGGAAUGGACUUUAGUAUGAGUGAAAAUUCUCUUAACAUUUUUAAGGUUAUUUAUUGUCAUUUCUAUUUGAGUUUUUAAUGGUCCUGUAUUUUGUAAUGCUUUAGCAGGAAAAAAUACUGUAGUUAUCUUUUUUCAUAUACUUUAAGCAAUAUUUCUAGCUUAAUAUAUUGUGCCAGGUUUUCCAAUAUUAACCAAGAAAGACAGUAAAAUUCAAUGAACAGCACUCUGACAUCCACGAUUUAAAACCUGUGAUUGAAGUGAAAUGUGUAAACUUCUAGUGGGUUAUCAUGUGCUUUGGAAUAGAGUAUUGUUGGAAGUAAUUAGAAAAUAUAUUAAGGUUUCCUGGUAAUGAAGGUAUGUAAGUUUUAAUAAUUGUUGCUUUCUGAAUAAGUGUCAAACUAUAUCUUUAAAUGUAUAUGGAGUUACAAGUUAGGUCACUUCUGAAUGGAAUGUAAAACAAUACUAAAAUGCUUCAAUAACUUAUCUCAGUGUUGCUAAUAAAAAAAAAGCUGU
Gymnogyps californianus (California condor) is the source of this 5792-nucleotide messenger RNA. It is a transcript of the gene ZNF536, whose product is annotated as zinc finger protein 536. Gene Ontology annotation, molecular function: RNA polymerase II cis-regulatory region sequence-specific DNA binding; DNA-binding transcription factor activity, RNA polymerase II-specific. Gene Ontology annotation, cellular component: nucleus. The record is from RefSeq and is a predicted model, not a curated record. The transcript is spliced from 6 exons. Lineage: Eukaryota; Metazoa; Chordata; Aves; Accipitriformes; Cathartidae. Bases 183 to 4121 code for a protein of 1312 amino acids. Gene Ontology annotation, biological process: regulation of DNA-templated transcription.